This is a messenger RNA of Pelobates fuscus (common spadefoot toad), 5784 nucleotides long. RefSeq names its product zinc finger E-box binding homeobox 1 (gene ZEB1). Lineage: Eukaryota; Metazoa; Chordata; Amphibia; Anura; Pelobatidae. The record is from RefSeq and is a predicted model, not a curated record. The transcript is spliced from 9 exons. Gene Ontology annotation, molecular function: DNA binding. The coding region runs from base 259 to 3486 and encodes 1075 amino acids.
UUUCUGGUGAUGGGAGGAAAAAGGGGGCAUUUCUUUCUGUGACAUCAUUCAUGUGUCUGACAUGUGGUCCUAAACCACCCAGUGCCUGUGCAGUCUGCAAGCUCUGUAAACAUGUUUACCUGAGCAGGGAAGAAACAUGGAUUUUAUUCAAUAUUUAAGGAUAUUAGAAGGUUUGCAAGAAAGAAUGAUUAUCCUCAAGUCUGGGGAGCUGUACUGAACAGCCUGGAUCUCUCCAAGCCUAUUGACAUCUACAGGAGAAUGCUGCAUCAAAUGGCAACGUGUGCAGUUACCAAUUACAACAAUGUGCUAGAAGCAAACUCGGACUCCGAUGAUGAAGACAAAUUGCACAUCGUGGAAGAGGAAAGUGUUACAGACGCAGCAGAUGGUGAAGGCAGUGUGCCAGAAGAUGAUUUGCCAACAGACCAAACAGUAUUACCGGAAGACAGGGAGAGUGCAAAGGGCGGCGUGACGUGUUGUUGGGGCGAUGAAGAUGGCAAUGAAAUCCUGGGGCCUGAAGCUGAUGUGGAUGAAGGUGGAUGUACAGUUAAAGAUGAAGAAUGUGAUUCUGAUGAGGAAAAUGAACAAAAUCACGAUCCCAACGUAGAAGAAUUUUUACAGCAAGGAGAUACAGCAGUAAUCUACCCUGAAGCACCUGAAGAUGACCAGAGGCAAGGAACGCCCGAGGCUACUGGUCAAGAUGAAAACGGAACACCCGAUGCGUUUUCCCAGCUCCUCACUUGCCCGUACUGUGACAGGGGAUACAAACGUUACACGUCUUUGAAGGAACACAUUAAAUAUCGUCAUGAAAAAAAUGAAGACAACUUCAGCUGUUCCAUGUGCAGUUACACCUUUGCUUAUAGAACGCAGCUUGAUCGUCACAUGACAUCACAUAAAUCAGGAAAGGAUCAAAGGCAUGUAACGCAGUCUGGAGGUAACCGUAAAUUCAAAUGUACAGAGUGUGGAAAAGCUUUUAAAUAUAAACAUCAUCUAAAGGAACAUUUGCGAAUUCACAGUGGAGAAAAGCCAUAUGAGUGUCCUAAUUGCAAGAAGAGAUUUUCCCAUUCUGGUUCUUAUAGCUCCCAUAUAAGCAGUAAGAAAUGUAUAGGCGUAGUUCCAGUUAAUGGACGGGCAAGAUCUGGUUUAAAGACUCCACAGUGCUCUUCACCUUCCCUUUCGGCUUCCCCAGGGAGUCCAGCCCGACCACAGAUCAGGCAAAAGAUUGAAAAUAAACCAUUACAGGAGCAGCUUCCUGUAAACCAAAUUAAAACCGAACCUGUGGAUUAUGAAAUUAAGCCAAUAGUGGUCACGUCAGGAAUUAACUGUACAGGCACGCUGCAAAAUGGAGUCUUCAGUACUGGUAGUACUCUGCAGGCCACCAGCUCUCCUCAGGGUGUGGUCCAGGCUGUUGUCCUACCAACGAUGGGGCUGGUAUCACCUAUAAGCAUUAAUCUUAGUGACAUUCAAAAUGUUCUAAAGAUGGCUGUUGAUGGGAAUGUAAUUAAAAUGUUGGAAAAUAAUCACGCAACCCUUACAUCCAAAGAACAAGGCACACUCACCUCUGCAACUAUACAACAAGCGGGUCAUUCUGUUAUUUCAGCAUUUAGUCUUCCCUUGGUUGAUCAGGAUGGUACAACCAAAAUAAUAAUUAAUUACAGUUUGGAGCAGCCAAGUCAGCUUCCCAUUGUUGCGCAAAAUUUAAAAAAAGAAAUGCCUGUCCCAGCAGAAAUUUGCAAAACCGAAAAAUUACCAGAGGACCUCACCAUCAAAAUAGAAAAGGACACCAAGUUUGCCGGGGAAAGCACUGGCUCGACUCCAGACGUUCGUCCAGGAGACAUCAAUGCACUUCAAGAAGUUAAGCACUGUGGUCAGAAAAAAAGCGAUCUGCUUCCUGAAACUAGCAAAGCAGAGACCGUUAAAUCUGAGUCAUUGUCUGUGGAUGUUGUAGAUGGGAAUCUAACGUCUAGUCAGCCUCCUUUGAAAAAUUUCUUAUCUCUUUUGAAAGCCUAUUACGCUUUGAAUGCACAGCCAAGUGCCGAAGAACUUACAAAAAUUGCAGAUUCCGUAAAUUUACCACUGGACACGGUAAAGAAAUGGUUUGCGAAGAUGCAGAAUGGAGAAAUUUCUGUUAACUCUUCAAGGUCAUCUUCUCCAAAACCUGGAGAAAAUGGUGUUUCUGUAGAAAACAGUGUUAGAUCUAAAGAGGAGAGCAAAGUUCAGAAUGGCACAGAUGACUUAUCUGAUCCUCCCAACAACGAGCCCUCGGACACCCUACCUGUCAACGGUUCAACCAGUGUCACAUCUUCACCAUCACCACUAAACCUCUCAUCUCUAAAAAGUUCCGAAGGUGAGACGUACUCUGAUGGGGUACAAGAAGACCAAGAAAAUCAAGUAGAGCCUCUUGAUUUAUCUUUACCAAAGCCACAAGGAAACUUGGCCGAAAGACCUUCCAUAACUAGUGUUUACCAGAGCAGUGUUUAUUCUGUUCAAGAAGAACCAUUGAACUUGUCUUGUGUGAAAAAAGAGCCAACGCAAAUGGACAAUGAUACAAAAUCCCAAACAGCUCUUAUUUUAAACCCAAGUGCCAAUCCAAUAAACAUUGCAAUUCCAACAGUCACUGCCCAGUUACCUACAAUUGUUGCCAUUACUGAUCAGAACAGUGUACCAUGUUUAAGAGCACUAGCUGCCAAUAAGCGGACUAUUUUAAUUCCUCAAGUGACAUAUACGUAUUCAACCACUUCUAGUCCUGCGGUUCCAGAACCACAACAAAAAACCAUCCAGACAAAUGGAAAUCAGGACGAAAGACAGGACACAAGCUCAGAAGGUGUUUCAAAUGUAGAAGAUCAAAAUGAUUCUGAUUCCACUCCACCCAAAAAGAAGCUGAAGAAGACAGAAAACGGACUCUAUGCUUGUGAUCUCUGUGACAAAAUAUUCCAGAAGAGCAGUUCACUGCUUAGACAUAAAUACGAACACACAGGUAAGAGACCACAUGAGUGUGGAAUCUGUGCAAAGGCAUUUAAACACAAACACCAUUUAAUUGAACAUAUGCGUCUUCAUUCUGGUGAAAAGCCCUACCAAUGUGACAAAUGCGGGAAGCGAUUUUCACACUCUGGGUCCUAUUCUCAACAUAUGAACCAUCGUUAUUCGUAUUGCAAGAAAGAAGCCGAUGAACGUGACGGAAUCGAGCAGGAGGACACUGGACAAGAGAACCUUAGCAAUGACCAUGUGGACUCGCAGGAAUCUCCUUCUCAGAUAGACUCUGACGAGCGUGAGAGUAUCGCCAGGGACGAAGACAGUGAAAAAGAAGAAGAUGACGAAAAAGAUACGGACGAUGGACAGGAUGAAAAAGAAUGUGAUCAAGUGCAUGACAUGGAAGAAAUAGGAUGUGAAGCAGAACAAUUAGAAGGUACUUCAAAAGAUGAAGAUAAAAGUCUUGGUGAAGACGUCACAGAAAAGAAUGUGUUGGAGAAAGACGAAGCCCAACCUUAGCAGUGUCCUCUGUUUCCUAUAUGGAAAUGUCAUUUUUUUGAAAUUACGGUAUAAUGAAGUUUAUUCUAUAUUAUACAUGCUUUUCUCUGAAACGCAGUACUUGUAUACUGUGAUUUCGGUUCACUACUGUGUUUAAAAAAAAAAAAAAAAAAAAUCCAGGUGUGCCUGAAUAUCAAACUUAGAAAUUUUUCACAGCAAUUUUAAAAAGAAAAAUAAAUUUAGGAAACAGUUUGUUACAUGCAAUGUUAAAGAGAUAUAUAUAGAGAAAUAAUGACUCCGAAGCUUAAAAAAAAGAAGAAGAAGAAAAAAAAUAAAAAAAGGAACCAGGUUUUAAUGAACCUGCUCAUCACGGUCAUACACACAUCUGGACACCUUUCCUUUAUCAGUAUUACGUUUCAUUAUUUUAUUGUUUAGUUUGUACAUUUGGGAGAAAUUUUUAUCCUUUUUUUUUUUUUUUUUUUUUUUUUUUUUAACAGCUGCAUUUAUUAAAUCCGCUUCAGUAUUUUAUAAAAAAAAAAAAUGUGAGUAUAUCUGCACUACAGAAUUCCUCCUUUACAAAUAAUGCAUGUUUAACUUUUAGAGUGUCUGCAAGCAAGUGCAUUUUGCCUUGUACAUUCUCCUGCCAUUCUGAAAGUUAUCAGUGCAUCUACUACCUUUUAGAAGUCCAAGUCAAGGUAGAAGUUUAUAGAUUAUAUCGUUUGCAAAUUUUUAUUAUUUACAGACUAAUUUUUUUUUUAAGCAGUAAAGAGAAAAAAAAAAAAAAGCACCGUAGUAAAGUCUAGGGUGCGUUCUCCUUGUUAAGGUGAACUUGUACUAUUUUCAUAAAGCUCCAGAUGCAAGGAUUAACCAUUUAUUCUGGGAAAAACUGCAAAAAUCAGUGUUUGUACUUGCUUGAAUAUGUAGUAACCAUAUGAAGGAUUUAAAGCUAUGUAUCUCCUACUGGCCUUAUGCAAGACCUCUGUGCUGUAAGUGCCAUUUUCAGUAUUUAAAAGGCUUGAAUUUGCCUUUGUUCGAUGGAGGUCUGUAAUAAGUAGCAUUUAUAGUGUUAAUAAUCUAUUCUAUGUAGCUAAUGCCAACGAUCAUUUUAAAAAGUGUUUCCAUUUAAUUUUCAGUAUUGUAGCGUGUUUCGAUCUCACCUGUGUUUUAUAAAAUCAAAAUCUACGCAAAAAAAAAAGAAAGACAGGUUUUGCAUAUUUUCAAGAACUUUACCUUGAUAUAUAUUUACUAUUCCAUAAUUCACUAAUGGUGAACUAUUACAAACUCCACAUUAGUUUUUUUUUUUCCACCAAUCUAGGGAAAGUAGUUUUCCGUGUCACAUGACCCUUUAAAGGGACACAAUAGUGUUAGGGAUACGGACAUGUAUUUCCAAUGCUAUAGUAUCGUCGUCCCUCCCCUCCUUUGCAGUAAAAAGUAAUUUUAACUUUCCUAUACUCCCUCUCUGCCCUGGCUUUAAAAUUGAUGAACUCGCUAGUGGGCAUGCACGAAAAAUUGCCGCGCCGUUCCAGUCAAAUGCUCUUUGGGUUCUCACAGGGGAUGUGCCUCCAGUACCUGGCAAUAGAAAUAAACUGUGCAAAUUUUACACAAUGUAAUGUUUUAUAUUGCAUUAUUAAAAUGACAGAACCACUGCACCCAAACCACUUUAUUGAGAUGAAGUGGUAUCGGUGCCUAUAGGGGCUCCAAACUUGUUUAUUUUUUGUAUGCUGAAUUGUCAACAGUUGACUUUUUUUGAAAAAUAUACUUGUUUGGUAGUUUUUGGAAAUGUUUGUAGCGGAAUGCCUGUCCUGCGCAGUUGUUUUUGUUGUUUAUUUUUUACUUGUCAGUGGAUUUUACCUUCAUUCAGGAUUGAGUUGGGAAACUUAGAGGAUAUUGCUCGUGGAAGAAUUGGAUUCUUUUAACUGAUGCUUAAACUGAGGGUACUCCACUCUACUGCACUUUGCUAGGUCCUGUCACUGACAAGUCCACUUUAAACCCUUAGACGUUAUUUGGUUUAAGACUUAACUCCAGUCCCCAGCAGAGAGUGCCAUCAUUUUGCCUUUGUGGGUGUUACAUUUACUCUUUGCCAACCACAUAUGCCAAGAGCUGGUUGUUAAAUGGCGAAAGGACAUUGCAUUAAUAUAAAAUAUCUAAAAAUGUAUGCAUUUGCUAACAAAUUUUGUUGUUGUUUUUUAAAAGCAUACGCUGUGUGUGUACCGUGACAGGCACACAUUAACCUCACCGCUUCAGAUAUAAAAGUUCGGUAUGACGGAAAAUGUCUGUCAUGUGGCCUGAAGUGGUUGAGCUGACUUAUCAGGGAUAGAA